CACAGAUCAGGUUAAAUGUCCCCACCAAUCAGACGGUUGGUGCUCUUUCUCUAGGCACCGCCCCACAGCACAUGUUGGGAUAAGUGGGUACUGGAUAGGAGCCGUUAUCUAACUGUGUUGUCUCUCGACUGACUCCAGUGGAUAGUAUUCGGUUUCGGUGGAAUGAACGUUGCAAAGAAGCCCUAAUUUUUUUCCUUAUAUUUUUAGCGGGAAUGGCGAGCAAAGCCCUCUGGAGUUCAUCGACUCUUCUUCUUUCCUCCAAACAAAACGCACCAACUGUUCUUAAAAUUCAUAAUUUCCGAAGAACAACGACAUGGGCUCAAUCGCUGAAAUAUCAAGCCAGAAAAGCUUCCAUUAGAUGUUCUGGAAACACCAACCACGCUCUACGGACUUGCAAGAAUUGCAAAACCCAGUUCGAUCCGUUGCUCAAUCACCCUCGAGCCUGCCGAUUCCACACCGCUCACUUCGGUGCCCUUUCUACUUCGUCUCAUGCAGAAUUCCAACAGCGUCAGCUCCCACUUUUUCAGGUAUGCUCAAGAUCAAGAUCCCUUGAUGCGACAAAAUGUCUCCAUGCACUCACCAUCACCAUGGGUACAGACCAACCCGUAUUUGUUAACAACAACCUUGUGUCGUUGUAUGCGUCACUUGGUGAAUUACCAAUUGCACGGAAUCUAUUUGAGAGAAUGCCUGAACGCAAUGCUGUGUCGUACAAUACAAUCAUUACUGCUCAUACCAGGAAUGGCCUCGGAGAGGAAGCUUGGGAGCUCUUCUCUCAAAUGAUGGCAUCUGAAUUUAGCCCAACUCAAUAUACAUUUGGCAGUCUCUUGUCUUUGCCUUCAUUGGAUCUUCAACAAGGGUUUCAAUUGCAGUCAUUGAUUCUAAAGACUGGAUUGAUUUGUGCUGAUGCUUUCUCGGGAACUGCAUUGUUGGGUCUGUUUGGGAGGCAUGGAAGCUUGGAAGAAGCAUCUAAGUUGUUUGAGGAAAUGCCUAGGCGGAACAUAGUAACUUGGAAUUCCUUAAUAUCUGCAUUCAGCCAAUGGGGGUCUGCAGAAGAUUCUAUGAUUUUGUUCCGUGAACUCCUGAGCAAAAAUAUUCUUCCAUCAGAAUAUUCAUUCGUUGGUGUUUUGUCUGGUGUUGGAAGGGUAACAGACUUUAAAUCUGGAGAACAAAUACAUGGUUUAGUAAUUAAAUUUGGUUCGAUCUUUUACCCUUCUGUAGCUAAUUCCCUCCUAAGUAUGUAUGUGAAAUGUUAUGGCACAUGCCUUGCUGCAAAAGUGUUUGAGGAUGUAUUAUUUCGGGAUGUGGUUUCAUGGAAUGUAAUUAUUGGGGCAUUUAUUGGGGAUAAAAGGCCAGAGAAAGCUUUAGAACUCUUUUUGACAAUGAUUUUGCAAGGGUUCUUGCCAAGCCAGACUACAUUUGUAAAUGCUAUUUGUUCUUGCAGCAAUUUUCAGAUCCCAAUAUAUGGUAAGUUCAUCCAUGCAAAGACCAUCAAGAACAAUUUCAAAUGUGAUGUUUUUGUGGGCACUGCAUUGGUUGAUUUCUACAUGAAAUACAAUGCCUUGGAAGAGGCCCAUAUUUGCUUUGAUGAGAUCUAUGAGAAAAAUAUGGUGUCUUGGAAUGCUUUGAUCUCAGGUUAUGCACAUAAUAACUCUCCUGUUGCAGUUAAUAUACUGCAAACAAUGCUUUAUUUGGGUUACCAGCCUAACGAAUUUUCAUUUUCAGUAGUCCUCAAGGUAACCACAAUUCUAGAGCUGCGGCAACUUCACUGUUUGAUAAUAAGAUUGGGUUACCUUCAGAACCAGUAUGCAUUGAGCUCACUUAUUGCAUCCUAUGCUGCCAAUGGUCAAAUUUCUGAUGCCUUGACUUUUGCCACAACAUCAAUUAUGCCAUUGCCUGUUGUUCCUUCUAAUAUCAUUGCUGGCAUUUACAAUAGAUGUGGCCAAUAUAUAGAAACACAAAAAUGGCUUUCUCAAAUUGAUGAACUAGAUAUUGUAUCUUGGAAUAUUUUGAUUGCUGCUUGUGCUCGCAAUGGUGAUUACAAGGAGGUAUUGAACUUGUUCAGAAAAAUGCAGAUGUGUCAAAUCAUGCCUGACAAUUAUACCUUUGUCAGUCUCAUAAGCAUCUGCUCUGGACUUUGUAAUCUGGCCCUGGGGAGUUCUAUCCAUGGACUUAUCAUAAAGACUGAUUUCAGGUGUUGUGAUGUAUUUGUGUGCAAUCUAUUAGUUGACAUGUAUGCUAAAUGUGGAAGUCUUCAGAGCUCUGUGAAAAUUUUCAAUGAGAUGACAGAUAAAAAUAUAUUCUCGUGGACAGCUUUAAUUUCAGCUCUAGGGCUUCAUGGUUAUGCACAUGAGGCUCUUGAGAGGUUCAGAGAAAUGGAAUCCCUGGGGUUCAAGCCAGAUGGGGUUACUUUCAUGUCAGCUCUUUCAGCUUGUAGACAUGGAGGAUUAGUGGAAGAAGGGAUGGAGUUGUUUAAACAAAUGAAAGAGAGUCAUGGGAUUGAACCUGAGAUGGAUCACUAUGUUUGUGCUGUGGACUUGCUCACUAGAUAUGGGCAUCUAGACGAAGCAGGAAAAUUGAUCAGCAGCAUGCCUAUUCAACCAAAUGCUAUUAUUUGGCGCACUUACCUUGAAGGUUACAAGAGAUUUACAAUUCAAACAGAGAAGUAGUGGCAUGGGGAAAAGGAAUUGGAAUCAAACUUGUCAUUUCAUCAUUGGUCAACUGGAGUGGUUCAUGAUAGGGGUCUUAAAGGAACAAUAGAGACAGUUCAUGCAUGGGAAAAGUAACCAAGUUUUGGUGUAUAUCAUUUCUGUAUACAGAGUUACAUUUCCAUUAGGAAAUAUAAUAGGGACCUGGAGCAAUACUGAGGGUUGAUUCUUGCUAAGAGGCAUGUCAUAGAGCAUUGACGCCUGCCAUCUUUUCUAGGCAACCCUCUGGCCUCUUCUUUGUGUCCAAUUACCUGAAGAACAACAUUGAGCCUUGAGAAAAUAGGGCUUGUAUCUAUUCAUCAAAAAGGGUCUGGGGUGCAUAUGAUUGCCGAAACCCUCUGGUACAUGUCUCCAGACCAAGGUUAGUGGUGCCACACCAACUUCAUUGUAUGUUGGCAUCCUCAUUGUGAAAAAUUCUAGUGGUUUCUUUAAUUAAUUGCAACAGAAUUUAAAAUUUUUUUAGAA
Molecule: messenger RNA, 3170 nt
Organism: Nelumbo nucifera (sacred lotus)
Lineage: Eukaryota; Viridiplantae; Streptophyta; Magnoliopsida; Proteales; Nelumbonaceae
Product: Pentatricopeptide repeat (PPR) superfamily protein
Biological process (GO): RNA modification
Cellular component (GO): intracellular membrane-bounded organelle
Molecular function (GO): RNA binding; protein binding
Source: RefSeq, a predicted model, not a curated record